AUGUCGACCGACACCAAUGCGCCUGGAUCGCAAGUCCAGAAGGUUGGAGACCUAGUGGAACGUGAUGAUGACACCGGCGUUAUGCAGGUCGAGAGCCUCUGUAUGAACUGUCCCGAGAAUGGAACUACUCGCCUGCUUCUCCUCCGUGUACCCUUCUUCCGUGAUAUAAUCCUCGAGUCCUUUGAGUGUCCGCACUGUUUCUUCAAGGAUAAUUCCGUCAAAUCUGCAGGCCAGAUCCAGGAGCUUGGAAACAAAUACACCCUAGAGGUUGAGAAUGAGGACGACCUCCAGCGCCAGGUCAUCCGCAGUGAUGUCUCCAUCUUCAAGCUCGAUUCUCUAGGCAUUGAGAUGCCCAAGGGCGAGAGCCAACUCACAAACGUGGUAGGCGUGGUCCAGCGGAUCCACGAGUCACUAUCGAGUGAACAGCCACUCCGCAAAACCGAAGCCCCCGAACUUCAUGACGCCCUUGAGCCUCUUAUUCAGAGGUUAAAGAGCAUCCUAGAUGGUAGUGGAUUCCCCUUCACCAUCUCUCUCGAUGAUCCUACUGGCAACUCUUGGAUCGCUCCCAACACCACCGACCGAGGGAAUAAAUACAAAAGAAGCGAUUACACCCGUACCCAAGUGCAAAAUGAAGAACUUGGCCUUGCCUCCGAUCCCGAGGCUGCCCGACACAAGAAUAUGACGGCCAGCGGAUUUGGAGAGCCGGAAGACGAGAACGACGAUGAAGACAAACAAAAGGCAUCGUCCGCCAUGGAUGACUUGCUAGAUGCUUCUAUGGGUCGAUGA
Penicillium lagena is the source of this 786-nucleotide messenger RNA. RefSeq names its product ZPR1-type zinc finger protein. Gene Ontology annotation, cellular component: nucleus; cytoplasm. NCBI's taxonomy places the organism in Eukaryota, Fungi, Ascomycota, Eurotiomycetes, Eurotiales, Aspergillaceae. The transcript is spliced from 2 exons. The coding region runs from base 1 to 786 and encodes 261 amino acids. Gene Ontology annotation, molecular function: zinc ion binding. The record is from RefSeq and is a predicted model, not a curated record.